AUGUCAGCAAGACUAUUAACAGCAGCCUUUAGAGGAAUUAACAUACAAACAUAUCCAGCUUCAAUUUAUACACUAUCUACACAUAAUCAAUAAUAAUAACUAGUCAAAGUUAUAAUACCUAAAAAUCUUUUUGAAAUGCCUGUAGUUCACUAUACUGAUUAAUCUAUAGCUAUACUUGAUAAGAAACCUAAUUCUAAAUGA
Paramecium pentaurelia is the source of this 201-nucleotide messenger RNA. NCBI's taxonomy places the organism in Eukaryota, Ciliophora, Oligohymenophorea, Peniculida, Parameciidae. The record is from the annotation of a GenBank genome assembly.